AUGACUUCAGAAGACAAAUCCGCAGACAAAGAAGUGAAACCUGCGCAGAUCAAAGCCGAUUAUGCGGAAGACAUUAUCGAAAACGUGCAAGAAACCACAGAAAAUACAGAAAAUAAAAAGGGGAAAACUGCAGAUGAUACCAAGCAGUCCCCGUCGAUUAAAGACCGAGAAAACAAAAACAAUAAAGACGAGGAAACUGCACAUGAUACCAACCAGUCUCUAUCGAAUAAAGAGCAAGAAACCACAGAAAAUACAGAAGGGGCAACUGCCGAUGAUACCAAGCAGUCACCAUCGAUUAAAGACCGAGAAAACAAAAACAAUAAAGACGAGGAAACUGCACAUGAUACCAACCAGUCUCCAUCGAAUAAAGAGCAAGAAACCACAGAAAAUACAGAAGGGGCAACUGCCGAUGAUACCAAGCAGUCACCAUCGAAUAAUGAAGGAGAAAACAAAAGAGAUAAAGAGAAGAAAACUGCAGAUGAUGCCAACAAUCCCUUAACGUUAAAUGAGCGAGAAAAUACAGAAAAUACAGAACACAGAAAUGAGGAAACGGCAGACGAUACCCACAAGCCUCAAUCUGAAAGCGAGCAAGACACCAACGAAAAUACAGAAAAUAACGUGGGGGAAAAGACAAGGAAAACUAAUACCAAACAGCCUCCAUCGAUAAACGAAGGUGAUGACAAAGAAAAUGAAGAGAAGGAAACUGCAGAUGAUACCAAAAUUCCGCAAUCGGAGAAUGAGCGAGAAAAUACAGAAAAAAAAAUGGAGGAAACUACAGACGAUACCAACAAGCCUCCAUCGAUAAACGAAGGUGAUGACAAAAGAAAUAAAAAGAAGGAAACUGCAGAUGAUACCAAAAAUCUUUCAUCGGAAGAUUUUGUUGAACGUUAUGACAGUGACGGACCAGAACAGAAGAAGGAACAUCUGUCAUUCACAUCUAAAAACACAAAUGGAGAUGUAAAUGGUCCGGGAAAGGCAGUGCAGGUGGACGUUGGUGGAGAUGAAGACAAGGAAAAACCAGAAAAGCCAGGCAAGAAACAAAUGUUAUUAACUUCUGAAAACACAAAUGGGGAUGAAUUUGAUCCGCAUAUGACAAAGGUAAAUGAAAGGAAAACCAAAGAAAAUGAAGAGGAGGAAAUUAAAGCUACUAGCAGCAAACAUACAUUGCAGGGUGACAUUGUUGGAGAUGACAACAAGGAAAGAGUGGAAAAACAAGACGAGAAACAUUUGUUAUUAACCUCUGUAAACACAAAUGGGAUUGAAUUCGAUCCGAAUAAUGAAGGCUUAUCUCAGGCUGAGAAUGAGGUCGCUGAUAGUGGUUUGUUGUCACAGGAACGAGGAAGCAUGAACACAAACGACAAGGAAGAUGAUGCUUCGCAUGCAAAUAAACAAGGAGAUGCGGUCAUACCUGGUGCGGAUAAUAGGCCAGAGGCAAAGAACGAUCGGCAGUCAGAAAACAGAGUGCAGGCUACCGAUGACAAAAGCAAAGACAUAACCAAAGAAGAAAAUACGGCAACAUAUAGUGCGAAAGUCGAUGAUACGCCAGAGGCAAAGGAGUCAGAAGCCAAUGUUGUGAAAGAAACCGAGAAAGAGGAAGCCGUGAAGAAAAUUAGAAUUGAAUCUAACUUCGAAGAACUGCUUCGAAAAGAACAAAAGAAAAUCAUUAUGGAUGCCAAAAAACUAGUCGAACAGCAUCUGUCAGAAGAAAUAGAAAAGGCUGGGACCGAUCUGAUUGUACAAGAACACGGAAUAGACACUGAAAAGCAAGAAUCUGUUGUUUACUACCUUAAGAAGUGUGUGAAUAUUUGCUGGUCAAUGCACAGCAAUGAGCCCCCUGUAUUUGUGGAAUUUCCGGAUAUUACGGAGAACAUUGUGUUUGAUACAAAUAAGUUCAAACCAUACACAAAAUCUGGAAAAUAUAUUGACUACAUCGUCUGGCCUGCGGUUUACCUGCAUGAGGGAGGACCCUUGUUGUGCAAGGGAGUGGCUCAAGGAAGAAAAGAGUAAAGCAUGGAUGUAAUACUUCAACAGCGGAUAAAAUGCCAUUUUAUGUCAACAUGUUAAAAUGCCUUUCUAAUGAACACACCCGUUUCUAUCAUAAUUGUUAGCAGAGACAAAGACAACGUCUUAUUGCUGAUAUAAUUACUAGGGUUUGCUUAUUUUAUCUUGGUACUGACAACUCUGGUAAAAUAUUAUGUUUUAAUUGUACAUAUUUAAAUUAUUGUUAUAAAUUGGCAUAAAUCAUAUUUUAAUUAACUUGCAUUUGUGUGAUAAACAUUUUAUUUAAGCAGAUACGCUUUAUGUACAAUAAUAAGUGUAACUAGAUGUAUGUGUGAAAUUAAUGAUUUUUCAUAAAAACUUACUCGAUUGUAUAUGUUUUAGCUCAUCUGUCACAUAGUGACAAGGUGAGCUUUUGUGAUAACCCAUCGUCCGACGUCCGUCGUCCGUUCACAAUUUCUUGUGAACACGAUAGAGACCACAGCUUGCAAUAAAUUUUGAUCAAACUUGCACACAAUUUGUAUUGGUGUAAUAUCUCGGUUCCUUUCGAAAACUGGCCAGAUCCCGUUAUGGGUUCUAGAGUUAUGGCCCCUUAAAUAGGCCAGAUUUUACUGUUUUUUGCUUGUGAACACGAUAGAGACCACAUUUUGCAAUCAACCUUUAAGUUAAUAAAACUUGCACACAAGUUGUAUUGGCAUAAUAUCUCGGUUCCUUUGGAAAACUGGCUAGAUCUCAUUAUGGGUUCCAGAGUUAUGGUCCCAAAUUUUGCCAUUUUUGGCUUGUGAACACGAUAGAGACCACAUCUUGCAAUCAAAAACUUGCACACAACUUGAAUUGGCAUGUUAUCUCAGUUUUCUUCUAAAAUUGACCGGAUUCCAUCAUGGGUUUUAGAGUUAUGACUCCUUAAAGGGCCAAAAUUUGCUAUUUUCUUGCUUGUGAACACGAUAAAGACAACGUUUUGCACUCAACUUUAAUCAAACUUGCACACAACUUGUAUUGGCAUAAUAUCUCAGUUCCUUUCGAAAACUGGCCAGAUCCCAUCAUGGGUUCUAGAGUUAUGGCCCCUUAAAGGUCCAAAAUUUGCUAUUUUGGCUUUUGCAGCCAUAAAGAGACUUGGUUUAUGGUUUGAUUUGAUACAAACUUGCAAAAUAUCUUCAGCAACAAUAAAUCUUGAAAUCCAUGAUGAUCUGUCAGAUUCAGUCAUAGGUUCUGGAGUUAUUUUAUAUCUGAUUACCUCCCCUAAUUUUAAUCAAAAUAGAUUUAUAUCAGUUAGUACUUAUAGGACUUAUUUGAAAAUUCAUUAUUGUUAUAAGUUGGACCAAGACAAUCAGGGAAGAUAACUAUGGACUGAUUUUAUGUUGAAUUACCUCCCUUUAUUUCAAAUUAAAAUGGGAAUAUCUUCGUAACUAAUGAAGAUAUUGAUCUGAAAUUUCAUUUAUGCCAUCAGAUGGACAUGGCCAGUCAGUAAAGAUACAUAUUGACUGAAUUUAUGACAAAUUACCUCCCUUUAUUUUUAUGUAAAUGAAUAUACCUGGCAGCAUCUAAAGAGAUUGGUUUGAAAGGUUAUAUAUGUUUUCCAUAGUAAGAAAUUUCUACUUUUACUUACUUUAUAUAUGUAUUUUUGUACAGGCUUGUACUCUGUAUCUUAUACAUGCAUAUUCCAAUGCAUGAUUACCUACCCUAAUCUUAAUAAAAAAUGAUUUAUCUCAGUAAGUAUUUAUAGAAGUAAUUUGAUAUUUCAUUAGUGUCAUUAGUUGGACGGAGACAAUCAGGGUAGAUAACUAUGGACUGAUUGUAUGUCAAAAGGCAGCGUUUGAGCCUAGGACCUUCAAACUUGGUAUGGAGAUUUGCCCUGACUAGUAUGUGAUCCAUAAGUCAAAAGGGACUGUUACAAGAAAAUAUUCAUCCUGAUGAUAUUUAAUGUGUAUGUCUAUCUGAUCUUUGUCAAAAUUUGAUCUUAUCAUUAAGAGCAAUGGUACUCAGGUGAGCGAUAUAGGGCCAUUAUGGCCCUCUUGUUAAUAAAAGUGUGCCCAUUGCUACGGGAGCGCAAUAAUGUCAAUCGUUUCAGUUUUGAAGUCCUGAAAGGGCUGAUGGCCAGUGCUUCUUUGGUCAUAUUUCAACCGAAACUGCUGAAGAAUCAUUCAUUUCAUUUCAUUGUGCAUAUAUUGGUUUGAACAAUGUUGGUAGAGGUCAACUAGACUAUGCUACAUGUCAAAAAUCUAAGCUGUGUGCAUCGUGAUUCCGGACAAGAAGAUUUUAAAGGCAUUCCCUAUACAACUCUAUGUAGAACUAAGUUUGCCUAAGGGUGGGACUAAUUUAAACCCUAACCCUAAGGUGGAGUUCUUCCGAAUAUUUCAAAUGUGAACAUAAAUUUUAUAAUUAUUCUAGAAUCCGUUGCAUAAGUUGAAAAUUGGUAGUGGAUUUAGAGCUAUAGCCAGUUACUAAAGUAAUGACUAAAACGUGUGUACACACAAUGGAAAGCUCAAGUCUUGCGUUGUUAUUGCUGUGAAAACUUUGUUAUAACUGGAGUAAUAAAAUUGUUUCCAACAUAAGGUUAUGGCGAAGAAGUAUGUUAAAAUGGAAACAACGUUAUUAUAUGAUAAUAUGAUAUAAUUAUGUCAUGUGUCAGCGUUUUAUCUAUAUUUAUACCGAAAUAUUAUAUUGUAAGGAAUUGUCAUAUUUUGAUAAUAUGAAACAAGCAAAAAUACUGUU
Mercenaria mercenaria is the source of this 4710-nucleotide messenger RNA. RefSeq names its product myb-like protein X. The coding region runs from base 1 to 2007 and encodes 668 amino acids. The transcript is spliced from 24 exons. The record is from RefSeq and is a predicted model, not a curated record. Lineage: Eukaryota; Metazoa; Mollusca; Bivalvia; Venerida; Veneridae.